AUGCAGUGCUACACCGAGCUGACGCCGCCUACCGCAGUCACCUACGCCGUCAACCUGCCCUUUCUCGGUCCAAAAGCCAGCAACUUGGUUGUCGCUAAGAGCUCGCUGCUCCAGAUAUUCGAGCUCAAGUCACGGACCGAGCAUACCGCCAAACUCGUGCUGGUCGGCGAGUACAUCCUCGCCGGGACAGUCACGGGGCUAGCGCGUGUCAAGCCGCUCAACACCAAGUCCGGAGGCGAGGCAUUGCUCGUGUCCUCUAAGCAUGCCAAGUUAAGCCUGGUCGAGUGGGACCCGGAGCUGUUUGGCAUAUCGACCAUCUCCAUACACUACUACGAAGGCGAAGACUUGCAAGGCAGUCCUUGGGCUCCGGAUGCCGGCCAGUGCUACAACUUUCUCACAGUCGAUCCUAGCAGCAGGUGCGCUGCGCUCAAAUUCGGUGCCCGCCAACUUGCUAUACUCCCGUUUAGGCAGCCGGGGGAUGACCUCGUAGGAGGAGACUAUGACCCGGAUCUAGAUGGCCCUUUGGAUCGGCCAGUGGCAAAAGGAAAGGCCAGUGAAGGGGAUGCUGAUGGCAAACAAACUCCGUAUAUGUCAUCCUUCGUACUCCCUUUGACAGCUCUGGACCCGUCUCUGACGCACCCAAUACACCUCGCUUUCCUGCACGAAUACCGUGAACCUACAUUUGGACUCAUAUCCGGCUCCCGGGCGCCUUCAAAAUCGUUGCUGAAUGAGCGCAAGGAUGUCCUCAACUACACCGUCUUUACCCUGGACCUCGAACAGCGGGCCUCCACCACCCUCUUGUCGGUAACGGGACUGCCUUAUGAUAGUUAUCAAGUCGUCUCUCUCCCUCUCCCCGUCGGAGGAGCUCUCCUCGUUGGUGGCAAUCAAUUCAUUCAUGUGGAUCAAGCCGGCAAGACCAGCGCCGUCGCUGUCAAUGAGUUCGCUAAGCAAUGUUCAUCGUUUGCCAUGAGCGAUCAAACAGACCUUGCCUUGAGGUUAGAGGGCUGCACAGUAGAGCAGUUUUCUUCCGACAGUGGCGACAUGCUGAUUGUCUUAAACAGCGGAGAGCUCGUCGUUCUCAGCUUCAAGCUGGAUGGGCGGUCCGUGUCGGGGAUCUCCCUUCAUAAGGUAGCCGAAGACCACGGAGGCAGUUCCAUCAGGACCGGUGCAUCUUGCAGCGCAGCCCUAGGUCGGAACAAGGUCUUUAUAGGGAGCGAAGACGGCGAAUCUGCAGUUCUCGGCUGGACGCGAAAAGCGGCGCAACUGACAAGGAAGCGUUCCCAUGCCGAGAUGCUGGCGGAUGAUGCUGACCUGUCCUUCGACGAAGAAGGCCUGGAUAUCGACGACGAUGAUUUGUAUGCCGGUGAUGCUGAAGCUAUCAAGAAAGCGAUAUCUUCGCCGACUGAUGCAAGCGCACCCAGCAAUUACAUCUUCAGAGUUCACGAUACCCUGCAGAACCUUGCACCAUUGCGUGACAUUGCCUUUGGGCAACCAUUACCGUCGCUCAAACGAGAGACAUCUAAGGGAGGCAAGGCUCCUCAAAAGCCGGAAAACCUCGAACUAGUCGCUGCGACCGGACGCGGCAGAGACGGUGGCGUCUCCGUCCUGCGGCAUGAAGUCACACCCGAUAUCACUCGCUCUUCUGCGUUUGCCGACACACAUGCAGUCUGGUCGGUUCAUGGAAAGAAGCCUGCUCCUAAGGGUAUGCCAGCCCAAGGCAAGGACGAUUUGGAAGCUUUGAUGUCCGCGGAUGCCGACUAUGACCACUUCAUUGUCGCUUCCAAGACAUCGACAGAUGGCGAAGAGGUAUCAGUCGUAUACUCAAUCACCGCAAGUGGUCUCGAAGAAACCACACAGGGCGAGUUUGAACGCGAGGGCACGACCAUCGAUGUCGGCACCUUGGCCAAUGGUACGAGGAUUAUACAAGUGCAGAAAGGGGAGAUUCGAAGUUAUGAUUCAGAACUGGGUUUGGCUCAGAUCAUUCCCAUGGAGGAUGAAGCAACUGGGGCCGAGCCGAAAAUUAUCAGUGUUAGCUUCGCUGAUCCCUAUAUCCUCAUCUUACGAGAUGAUUCAAGUGUCAUUGUCCUCCAGGCAGACGACAGCGGCGAUAUAGAGGAGAUUGAACGAGGUGACGCUAUACUGGCUACUAGAUGGCUUUCCGGGUCGAUUUACAAAUCUCUCGUAACUAACAACAAAGCACUGGUCUGUUUGCUCAGCGCAGAAGGUGGUCUACAUAUAUUCGAGUUGCCAGAAUUGGAGAAGCCCGCGUUUGUUGCAGAGGGCCUCUCUUUCCUCCCUCCUACGUUGACUCCGGAGUACGCUCCACGGCGAGGGGCUACAAGGGCUGCGCUCACGGAGAUCUUAUUAACGGAUCUAGGGGACCAGACAUCGAAGACACCGCACUUAAUAGUACGGACUUCGACAGAUGACCUGGUUAUCUAUAAGCCCUACAACUACCCUGUGCGAGAUCUAUUAGAGUCGUUCACGUCCGAUCUUCGAUGGCUCAAGCUCUCGCAGCCACAUCUGCCCAAGUACACAGAGGACCCCACGAUGGAGGCCGAGGAGCGCGGCAGGGGGAGCACACUCCGGCCGCUUGAUAACGUCGCCGGAUAUAGCACAGUCUUCCAGACUGGCACCUCUCCCUCCUUCAUCAUCAAGGAGUCUUCCAGCUCGCCCAAGGUUUUGAGUCUCAGAGGGAAGUCUGUGAAAGCACUCACCAGAUUCCACACUGCAGAAUGCGAGCGUGGCUUUACAUACGUGGAUGCAGACGACCUCCUCCGAGUGGCUCAGCUGCCAUCGGGAUUCCGUUUCGGUGACAUCGGGUGGGCAACACGAAAGAUCAACAUCUGUCAAGAAGUGCAGGCGCUCUGCUACCACCCGCCGAAGAGAAUGUAUGUCCUGGGCACCAGCGACAAAGUCGAGUUCAAGCUUCCCGAGGACGACUACCACCAUGAGUGGAGCCAGGAAGACAUCAACCUCAGACCUCUCAUCGAUCAAGGCAUGCUUAAGCUGCUAGACCCGUCUAUCUGGGGGGUCGUAGACACACAUGUCUUUGAGCCGGCUGAAGCAGUUACAUGCGUGAAGUCUAUGAACUUGGCGGUUUCCGAGAACAACGACAAGCGGAAACAGCUCAUCGCUGUGGGAACUGCCUACAUACACGGCGAGGAUCUACCUGCCAAGGGCAACCUUUACGUCUUCGAUGUGAUUGAUGUCGUGCCCGAGCCUGGACGUCCAGAGACUGGCAAGAAGCUGAAAAUUGUGGGCAAAGAAGAGCUGAAAGGAGCCGUUACUGCGCUUUCCGAGGUCGGUGCCCAGGGUUUUCUGCUCGUGGCACAGGGCCAGAAAUGUAUGGUCCGGGGUCUCAAAGAGGACGGACAAAUCCUGCCGCUUGCUUUCAUGGAUAUGCAAUGCUAUGUCACCGUGGCGAAGGAGCUUUACGGAACCGGAAUGAUGAUAUUCGGCGAUGCGAUGAAGGGUCUGUGGUUUGCUGGGUACACCGAGGAGCCAUAUAAAAUGUUGUUCUUCGGCAAGAGCCGCUCUCAGAUGGAAGUUCUGGCGGCAGAAUUCAUGCCAUAUGAACAGCAGCUCUACAUAACAGUCGCCGACGGACACUGCGAUAUCCACGUCCUACAAUUCGAUCCAGAGCAUCCCAAAUCCCUCUCCGGCCAACGCCUCCUCCACAAAUCAACCUUCCACACUGGCCACUUCCCCACAAGCAUGACGCUAGUUCCCUCAACCCUCUCCCCCCUCAACACCGUAAUCGACAACGCCGCCAACCCAAACGCCGCCGCUCUCAACGGCACCCAGCCCCGCGCGCCGCUCCGCCACGUCCUCCUAACCACCCAGUCCGGCGUCCUCGCCCUCAUCACCCCGCUCGACGAACAAACUUACCGCCGGCUCGGCGCCCUGCAGACCUAUCUGACCAACCUGCUCGACCACCCUUGCGGCCUGAAUCCGCGCGCGUACCGGGCGGUUGAGAGCGAAGGGUUUGGGGGUAGGGGUAUCGUCGAUGGGAAUCUGUUGAAAAGGUGGUGUGAGCUCGGCAGUCAGAAACGCGCGGAGGCGGCGGGGAAGCUGGGGACGGAGGAGUGGGUUGUGGGGAGUGAUCUGGAGGUUGUGGGAGGGGGAGGGUUGGGGUUCUUGUAG
Coniosporium apollinis CBS 100218 is the source of this 4146-nucleotide messenger RNA. RefSeq lists its product as uncharacterized. The transcript is spliced from 7 exons. The record is from RefSeq and is a predicted model, not a curated record. Gene Ontology annotation, molecular function: nucleic acid binding; protein binding. NCBI's taxonomy places the organism in Eukaryota, Fungi, Ascomycota, Dothideomycetes. Bases 1 to 4146 code for a protein of 1381 amino acids. Gene Ontology annotation, cellular component: nucleus; mRNA cleavage and polyadenylation specificity factor complex.